Rhizophagus irregularis DAOM 181602=DAOM 197198 is the source of this 180-nucleotide messenger RNA. The record is from RefSeq and is a predicted model, not a curated record. NCBI's taxonomy places the organism in Eukaryota, Fungi, Glomeromycota, Glomeromycetes, Glomerales, Glomeraceae.
AUGACUAAAGAUAAAGUAAGACGAAAAGCUUUAACUACCAAGCAAAGCCAAAAUUCUCAAGAACCUAAGAAUGUGGCUAAUACUGAAAUAGUAGUAAGCGAAGCAGAUAAAAUUGCAGCAAAAUUAUUUGCUGCAAAAUCUACAAAGGCUUCGUUAAAACAACCAAGACGAUCAAGAUAA